Molecule: messenger RNA, 3348 nt
Organism: Daphnia magna
Lineage: Eukaryota; Metazoa; Arthropoda; Branchiopoda; Diplostraca; Daphniidae
Gene: ChLD3
Product: chitin deacetylase 1
Exons: 12
Coding region: 305-1909 (534 amino acids)
Biological process (GO): carbohydrate metabolic process
Cellular component (GO): extracellular region
Molecular function (GO): protein binding; chitin binding
Source: RefSeq, a predicted model, not a curated record
CAGCGCGUUGAGAAUCGUUGGGCCAUGACCGAUGGAAGACUCGUGUGCACGGGGCCAUCGUUGGUGGUGUUCUAGUCACCGCUGUCUGCCACCAAAAGCCACCGCCACAUCACUCCUCCCGCUCAUCCCUCCCGCUUCCUCCUCCUGGACGGGGUAGAGACGAAGCUCAAGUCUCAGCAGUCAGUCGUCUUCUCAGCUCUGAACGGAGCACACACUGAACGGAGCUCCUCUCCCGAUCCGAAUGUGCUGUGACUGUUGAGUCAUCUUUACAUAAACGACGGCACGAGAGUUGUGAAGUUGCAAAAUGGUGUCCACUACGUGGUCUGUUGUGGUUCUAGUUGCAAUUCUUCUCCAACUCACCUGGUCCUCUCCGGUGCCGGACGAAAAUCAUCCGUUAUUGCGCAACAAACGUCAGGUACGCAACGGCAUUCGGUGUAUGAACAAUGGCAAAUUCUAUCGUAAUCCCGAUCGAGAAAAGGCCAAGAUGUGGUCAACUGGUGAAUGCGCCAAAUAUUAUCUUUGCAUUGAAAACGAAGUCUUUGAAUUCAAGUGCUCGACAGGUUUGCUAUUCGAUAUCGUCCGGCAGAUUUGCGACUUUAAAGCGAAAGUAGACAACUGCGACAUUAACACAGAGGCUGCUCUACCCAAACCGCUUCUCAAUACUCCGGAGCCAAUCUGCCCGAUUAAUGAGCUCGCUUGUGCUGAUGGAACGUGCCUUAACAGCGACUUAUUUUGUGACGGGCAUGCCGACUGUGUGGACGGCAGUGACGAAGGAUGGUGCGAUGCGGAGAAUGAUCCAAAUGCAGCCGCUCGUUGCGACUACGCCAACUGUACAUUGCCCAACUGUUUCUGCAGUGUUGAUGGAACACUCAUUCCAGGCAAUCUCGAAGUUAAUCAGGUGCCACAGAUGAUUACCAUCACGUUUGACGAUGCCGUUAACGGCGAAAAUUGGGACUUGUACCUCAACAAACUUUUUAUUCCGGAACGUAAAAACCCCAAUGGAUGUCCUAUCCACGCAACGUUCUACAUCAGUCACGAGUACAAUAAUUAUCAGCAUGUCCAGAAGCUAUGGAAUGCCGGACACGAAAUUGCGGCCCAUUCCAUUACGCAUCGACAUCCAGAAAAUUGGUGGUCGACUAACGCGACGAUUGAGGACUGGUUCGAUGAAAUGGUGGGCCAAGCCAAUAUUAUUAACCGGUUUGCUGGAGUGCAUAUGGAGGACAUCCGCGGUAUUCGCGUUCCAUUUUUGCGAGUCGGCUGGAACCGCCAAUUUCUCAUGAUGAAAGAAUUCGGCUUCGUCUACGACGCCAGCAUGGCCGCACCUCUCAGCGAUCCGCCUUUGUGGCCUUAUACGCUGGACUACAAGAUGCCGCACACUUGCGUCGGCACCGGACAGCGAUGCCCUAGCCGCAGUUUUCCCGGCAUCUGGGAAAUGGUUCUUAACCAAUUGGAAGUCGAGGAGUACUCUUGCGCCAUGGUGGAUUCAUGUCCGUCUCACGGGUCCGAAGAUGAAGUUUACGAGAUGUUGAUGCACAAUUUCAGGCGACACUACAACUCGAAUCGCGCACCGUUCGGUCUCUACUUCCACACCAUUUGGUUUAAGAAGCGCAUUAACUUGCGUGCCUUCCAGCGAUUUCUCGAGGAUAUGGUACGCAUGCCAGAAGUUUGGAUCGUCAACAAUUGGGAAGCGAUCCAGUGGAUGCAAAAACCAACGCCCAUCAAUGCGUUGAGUCAAUUCGAUCCAUGGAAAUGUAAACCCCAGGUUCCACCCGAGGACAAAGCUUGCAACAUCGGCCGUGCCUGUAAACUGCAAUCACGCGCUCUGAGAGGUGAUCGUUAUCUUCACACUUGCACGGAAUGUCCUCAAGUGUAUCCAUGGAUCAAAAACGAAUUUGGUUUGGACAUUUAAAAAACAACGAGCAACUCCAUUGUCCAGCCAACUUCACUCCAUCUAAAUCAUGGCAAUAUUCUUUACCUUCCAUAGUCAUUUAAAAUAAGUAUUCAUGAACUCUAACAAGUAUUUGUUUGAAUGGGAACGGUGUAUGAUGGCUGACGUAUCACAAGUCAUCAAAUCUUCCGUUCUUUUUCCCCAAAAGUAUUUCAUCACAUCGCUCCUUUUAUGAAAUCGCCAGUAUUUAUUCGGACGGUGCUGGUUCGCCGAUCCAGUCCUAUGCAAAUUGUUUAUUUUCCUCCUCCGUUGACAGCGCGCUCCUUUCUCAUGGCACGUUUGAUACGUUCUGGCACUUACUUGUGCGUGAUCGUUGACGGAGCAAAUGACAUUUAACGAGAUGACAAUGAGACUUAAUUUAUUUCGACUUGACUUCAACCCAAAACUGCUUGACGAGACAUUGACGGCAAUUCUACUCUUUUAAAGGUUUUUCCUUCAAUGAGCUUUUAGUUGCCGUUUCUCUUAACUGACUGACUUACAUUUUUACCAGACGUUUCAUUUUUUUUUUUUUUUGUUCUAAUUCCCCCACUAUUCAAAAGGGAGAAUGGCUUCAAGCAUGAUUGGGUUUGCAGCUUCCUGUUAUUCAAGUGAUACCGAUGUUUUUGUUUCACUUUGUUCGAGCGAGAGACCGAUACUGCUGGUCUACUGAGACCGAAAGACUUUUGACGUGGACGAAUCGACGCUUUGACAGAUUCUUAGAACGACAGAUUAUUUUUUUUUUUUGCUCUCGACACAGACAACUUCUAACAACCGUUUUUCAAACAGCAAUUCAUUCUACCUUAUCCAACGGGUCACGAGGUAUUUUAUGUGUUUUACUAUUCUUAGCUGUGACGUUUCACUCUUUUUACUGGUACCUGACGAAAAAUACUCUCGCUGACCUUUAUUUUCAAUCAAAAUGACGACAAAAAAAACAAAAAAAAAAAACAAAAAAAUCUACGUGACUCUCGAAAGACUUGACGCCAUAAAGACUUGGAACUUUCUUGGACUUUCCUGACUACUCUAACUUGACUUUGACGAUACUCGAGACAGACUUGGUGAUGGAUAAACUGUGUGACUUUUGCUAGUUAUUCAUUUCUCGCUUUACGUUGACGAAAGACAACCACUACUAUGUUGAACUACGUUCGUGACUCAAGACAGACGACAUAACGAUUAAAAAAAAAAAAAAACGACAAAAAAAAAACGACAAAAUUACUUGAUGACCGGAUGACUAGCCAGUUGUAACGUCUCGACGAUGCGACUCCUUCGGAACAACUCCCACCGCUUGUCUGCUUCUUUUGUUUUAACCGACUGACUGCCCUUCUAAUGAACAAAAAAAAACUGUGAAACAAAUGAAAAACAGACGAAAUUUACUGUGACAUCUCGUACAGACUUACAGAAAAUACAAAAUACUCUUUACCCAA